CCUUUUGUGGAUCCCGGCAGUUAAAAUCUCAGGUCCAACUUUAGCUUCUUUUUAAAUACCGUAAAUUGCCACAUUACUUGAAGCUGAGGCGAUUAGGAGUGUGCGUUGGUUUUAAUGAGGUGACCUCCUCGUGUGCUGCUGAAGUCUGCUGGUGUGUCGGUGCGUGACAGGUCAGUCCAUUACUGGGCUUCUAAAAGUGUGCGCUCCUGCUCAGAGGUUCCCUGUUGAGACAAAAAAAUGAACCUGCCGACCAGAGAGGAGUGUGAAGGGUGGGACCAAGCGCAGGUGGCCUUCUUCAUGUGCAAGGUGAGUGCAGGGGAAAGUCAAUGACCUAUUUUUUCAAAGUUUGAAAGGUCAGCAGUUUAUGUGGAUCACCUUUUGUCUGAAUUAUUUUUUUCUGAUAUAAACCUUUAAAAUAACAAAAAAGUCUCAAGGCUGAAUGGCUGUUAAAUUAAGAUGACCUGUGCAGCUUUAUAAGCAGACUAGAUUGAUUUUUUUGUUUUCUGUCUACAGAACAAAAUGUCAGACUGUGCUGCUGUUGUAAACAAACAUAAGAUUAAUGGACAAAGACUUCUGGUGAGUUUAUUCUUCACAUUUUUCCCUUUUUUUUAUCUACAAGACGUAUUCAGACUGUCUCUCCUUGUUUUACUGGAUGUACAAAUCUCUUUAGGAUUGUAUUAGUGUUUGGGUUCAGUUUGUUAUACUAAGUCCAUCCAAAUGGACAAAUCUACCCGAGCAGUUAUCUUCAUUAUUAUGAUUAUGGUAUUAACACAGCAGAAUAAUUAGGUUCCUUAUUUGUCCUUGAGCUGUUUGUUCCCUUUUGUUGAACAAAUUAACAACUUUUCAAGAGUCUUUCUUUACAAUGCCAAGCCUACAUCACUUUUUGGAACUGAUUUUCUAUGAGACUCACAUAGAUGUAGCUGAUACCGAGACCUUAAAAAGAAAAACUGGGAUACCUUGAACCUUUUUAAAUAAGGUUAUAAAUGAUUGAUGGGAACACAAAGUUUUGGAAGAGUUGCAAUGGAUCGUCCCUGCCAAUGACCACAGAACAGGCUGUGUUGGCUGCAUGUAAUCCUGUUACUCGUCCAAUAAAAAUGGCUGUUUUAUACAAACAGGCUUCAAUUGUAGCUCUAAGGCUGUAUUUAUUAAUGUAUAAAACUCCUGAUGCUUACGGAGAGGGCUGCAUGUUUGCGCAGAUGGUCACAUUUUGGGGGAAUAAUUGGGAAAUUUGGGAAAACUGCCAAUCCCUUGGUCAGAUUUCUGAGUGAAAUCUGGACAUAGAUAAAAGUCAGUGUGCAGUGCAGCUUCAUACUCUUUUCAGCUCCCUUGUGUGGUCUUUUCAACUCCAUCUAGCAUUAGCAUAAAGGGGAAAGUCUAUCAUGAUAGAUUUAGACUCUGCUUCACCACCUUCUUAGGCAUCUUGAAAUCUUGACUGAGGAACUACUGCAGCCUCCAUCCAUCAGGUCCUGCUUCUUGAAAUUUCAGGACUGGAUGUCACGUCAUUUUCUAAACAUUCUGUGAAAAAGUACUGAGGUAAACUUGUUUAAGUGUAGAAUGUUUUGUUUUCAUGUUUUUACUAGAAAUAGCUGUUAGAACUUCCUCCUGAAGCUCUCAGAUGUCAUUGUCAAACAAUCAAAAACUUCCCAAACAGAAAACUAUCUGCGUCUGUCUCAUUAAGUCUGUUAGUUUAGUUUAGUUUAGUUUAGUUUAGUUAAGUUUAGUUUGUUUCAUAAUUGGAUGGAUGUUAAGUGGUCAUUUUGGGGCUGGUGUGCUCUAGCACACAGUUCCAUCACUUUUACACCUAACCCCUUGACAUACAGGUAUUCAGUCGGACUCCUUACCGGCUGCUAGUAUGCCUGAUCUCAUUCCAUUACAGUUUGUCUUGCUGAGUCAUAGAAGUGCCUACACUACAUUACCCAUAAUGCAUCACGUAACACAGGUGUUGCACGAUGCUCACUUGCCUGUUUUUGCUUGAAAGUAACGUCAAAUAAAUGCAAACAGAGACAACGGAGACAAACCCGUCGCUGUGAUACACAUGAAGUCAACUUGAGGACUAGUAAUACAACUUUAAUGGAAGAAGAAGAAGAGGGGAAGAAGGUACCAAGCUGUAAAGUUGUCCAUGUUUUCGCUUUUAGCCUCUUGAUGACUUGCUUUGGUAUUUGUUAAAUAGUUUAGCCAGGAGACAGUCUAAUGGUGUCAUCUGAUAGUGGUCAGAUGCAAACAGACUGUAAUCAAUCGGUGGGUUCUCAUCCAAUGCUUGUGGACUGUGGAAAGACAGCAGUCCAGUUAAAUCACCUAAUUAAACUAAAGCUAUAGCUCGACUUAACUGGGCAUGCAAACGCACUCAUCGUUAAGUAACCUUUCCAGCUUGUUUCCCAACCAACAGCUGAGUCAGUCUAUUUGUACAGUCUCAAAACACAGCACAGGACCCAGUUUUAAAAUAACUCAUUACCCUGGUUUCUUUUUAAUCUCUCAAUGAAUUGAUUUUGAUAGCAAAGAUGAUGUUAGGGACAACGUGAUUCUACAGAUAACUAAUCUCACUGCAAAAAGGACUUUUAGCAUAACAAGGUGCUGUAACUUUGUAUCUCUGCUUGGCAAAAACAUUACUUCCCAACACAACUAGAUAGUGCAGAAGAGGAUUUAUUUUCUGUGUCAUCUCUUCUAUUGGACCAAAACCAGCCUAAGUGUUCUGUACAUGCACAAGAGAGUACUUUAGUUCUGAAUCUGAAUAGGAUAAAUGCUUCGCCAGGAAGUUGGAUAGUGAACAAAACACAACAGAUACAGAAAGGAUGAUAAAAAAAAAGACUUAACUGUCAUGUCUUACACAUUUUGUCUGUUGUUUUGGGACAUAAUAGAUCACCAAGAGAUGGGCCCGUAUGAAUCAGCGGAAAGGGGUGUACAUCGCCAUCUACUGUAGUGGAGGUGGACAUGUUCUGUUGUAUUUUUACCCUUGCAUGUAAACUGGGACAAGAACAGUAGUCCAGUUAAAUCAUCUAAACCAGCUCCAACUGUGGCUCAUUGUCACUGUGCAUGAAGAAGGACUAAGAUGACAAACAGCAAAGGGUGUUAAAACACACAAGGAGCAGAGUUUGAGAGACAUUUAUCAAAGUGAAGAAAACAGACAUGAAGCAGACACAAACCAAAGUACAGCAUAGACUUUCUCAGCAUUACAGGAUAGAAAGAGGACUUUUAUAAAAGCUGCUGUUGUUUUCUGCAUCUGUUAGAUAUGUCAAAAGAGUAAUACUAUAUGAGGACUUGUCUUCAGGGUGGACAGACUGGCUCAACCUCAGCCCUUGAAUGCUUUUUUCAUGACUUGAAAAUCAACUUCCUUCUGAACUUUAUAAGGAGUUUCCAAAGUAGAGGAACAGAGGAGAGUUUACAGGAAAUGAAGCAUGAGUAGCAUUUAAUCACUUCCUAUGGUGUUUUGGUGUGAAAACAGGGGUCCUUCUCACAUGGGAAUGAGUACAUCAGCUGCAACUUCUGCUUUUUUCUAGUUCCCACUGAACUGAAUAUGAGGCUUUUCCAGAGUGAGCACAACAAGCGCAGGUGAAAGCUGAGUGUGUGUCAGUGUGUGUGUGAGAGAGUAAGAACUGUGAAAUGAGACUGUGCUAAUAAAGCUGUGAUCCCUUCUUAGGUAAGUAUCGUUAAAUCUGCUUCAGUCAGAAGACGAGAAAAGAGGAUUUUAUGCAGUGAAUUAACUGGCGCAGGGCUCCAUAACUUCCUAAUACUGAGUGUUUGGAGGAUCCUAAUAAGGCCUCAGCGAUGCCUUUAACUCAUCAGCGUGCCUGCGGAAGCAUUCAUCCAUUAUGCGUCUUUGAGCGGCCACUUAGAAACAGUUCUUCAAAACUAAUAUAUGAGAGCAACAAUCUUAUCUCUGUUCAUUAUGCAUUGACCCUGGACUGAUUCCAUUUCAGACGGGAAAUUGCAUCAAGAAAAUAUUUCCCUUGAAACAUGCUCGCUGUGGAUUUUUAUCACUCAACAUGAUGAAUGUUUCAGAGCAGAGCCUUUGAAGUGCAAGUUACCGGCGCAGAACUGAAAAAUGCAUAAACAUACAGUGUGUGUGUGUCUGUAUUUGUGUGUUCAUCUGUCUGCGUGUGUGUGUGCAUGUAUUGAUUGAUAGAUCCACAGCCACAGAUCCAGCAGACACACCAGGGCUCUAUUAGGGUCAGGUAAACCCAUGCUUGUAUCGAACAGGAAUAUUUCAUCAUGGCUGGAUACACACACCUUCAAUUGAACGAGCUUCAAGGCUGCAGACUCUGGCAAACAUUCCCACUCAUACACUAUCAAUUUCUGCAGCCAGUUAUAUGGACUUCUGUUGUUUGUUGUAUUAGACUGUCUGCCCCGCUAGCGGCGUGGAUCUAUGGCAGAGUCUGUAAGUCAGCCCACAAACUUUGUCCAGAAAAUCUCAAAAGCUACUUCAGGGAUUGUUGUGAAAUCCAGCUCAGACAUUGAGGGUACCCAGAGGAUGAAUCCUAUUAAAUUCUGAGAUCCACUCUGUUUCUCUCUAGUGCCACCAUGAGGAAGUCAUGUGUAUCUGUGAGUGAAAUAUAUCAACACUAAAAACUGGCGGUGUCACAUUCUUGAUUGACUGUGAUCUCCAGCCUCAUUAUCCAGAUAAAUUAGUCUGACUAUAAGAGGCUUGGUUCCAGUGCAAUUUCAGUUGAAGUAAUGUGUUUACAUAUAAUCUAAAAGUCACAUACUCUCAUCCAGCAGCCGCUUGUUUGUAGUGAGACUUCAGGCCAGACCAUUACAGACUGCUGAGGGGUGACACAGCUCAAGAAAGAACUUCUAUGAUCCUUUCUUUUUUAUUUCCUUGAAGUAAUAAUCAUUUUGCACUGCAGACGUGGUAGUUCUUCAGUCUUAGCGUCUCGGUCUGAUUGCAUUUCCAUGAAGAAAUUACCAUAAAUGUUCUUCCUUGAGCUGCGUCCCCCCGCUGCAGUCUGUAAUGGACUGGCCUGAGGUCUCGCUACAAACAAGCGGCUGCUGGAAGAGAGUAGGUGAGCUGUGUUUGUUUUCUUUGCUAAAGAAAUCAGGCAAAGCUAUAAAGAUGUUUGGUGGCUAGUUCUAUGGCUGGGACCUUAUAUGUACUGUUGAUGAAGUUAGGUGCUGUUUUGAGCAUUAUUUGUGGUUAUAGAGUGGUGUUCUGGCUGAGGUUUGUUUAUGGCUCCUCAGACCCCAUGUAUUGCUAUCUUGCGGUCGUUUCUAAAGUUGGUAUAACUAGAGGGGCAAGUAGUCAGCAACACCCAUAUCUCGAGGGGGUGUCUAACUCGGUGUUACGGUGUGUUUGGCCCUAAAUUAAUUUUACGCCAGAAUAUCCCUUUAACUUUGAACAGAUUCAACAGAUAAGCUGAUGUUAAAGUUAGUUAACUAUCAGGGUAUAGUCAGCAGAGUUAAAGUGCCCGUCUAUUGUUAAUUCUUAACAGUGUCGACACAUUUAGACUAAAAUCUAAGUUACUUUUAGCAGUAAUUCAACAUACAGGAUAUUUUUAUGUAUUAUUUGUUUGGAGAGCACAAGACUUUAGCAUUGUGACAAAUGGCUAACUAGUGACCGACAAAGAACCCGGGAUAGUUUGGUGUUAGUUGUCAGUCUCCGAGGAGUCAGAUGGAGGGGUCUGAGGAGUUGCUGGCUCCUUCCUCUUCUUCCACCUCUGAGGUUCCUUCAGACCCAGGAAGUGGCAAAAGUAUUUCCAAACUGAAGACCUCAGUGCCACUUGGACCUGGAGGCUCUCCAGGAAGAAGAGCAUGUUCUUUUCUCUCACAGAGUUUAGUUUGUUGAUUUUCCUGCUCUAAAAUGUUUUGGUCAGAGGUUGAAAUUGCCAAAAUAUGACUCAGCGUGUACAUCUCUGAAAGUCAGGUCACAUAAAACUGAGGGUGUUGAGUCUGCUUGGCAGUCAGAUUGAGUCAGUGUUCACUUCAAUCAAAGAGAUGUGGACAACUCAAAGCGAAUAUAGUCAACACAGACUUUUCUGUAGUAUACAAACAAGAUUACAUAUCAAAGUCAUGGCUAACACAUUAGUUAUAACGUAUGUGCAACAGUUAUUAAACUAAAUCACUAUAACCUCCUUCACACAUGCAAAGCACCUACAGGUGAGCUGCACUUGAAGUUGAAGAGGUCCAAAUCUGUUUGGCUGAAAAUAAAAAGAACUUUUUUUCCAGCCAGCUCUCUCACUGAGGGAUUGUUUUGGCCUCUAAAGGGCAUGACAGAAAACUUUGAGAACAACUAAGUUAUCUGAUGAAUUACCUGACCAGAAUACUGUAAUGAAAGCCUCUCUCUGUUUAUAGAGGGUGUCUGUCCUUUCACCUUGUCCCCUUCACUUACUUCACUGUACGUUUAACAAAGUGUGUUUACAUCAGAAAAAAAACGGCUCACAAUGUUCUGAUAUUGUGAGCCGUUUUUUUUAUGUUGAGCAGGGGUAGAUCCAGGGGGUGUCCAGGGCCUCUGUUUGAUUGGCCACCCCAGAUGCCACCCAAAAAAUCUUUUCUAUGAUUAACUUGUUUACUCAUCCAACGCCAGAUUUGAAUCCAAAAUUCAGUCUGUGUUGCUAUAAGCUGUUAGCACCUAUUUUUUUACUAUUUAAAUGUCAUUAUUCUUACAUGAUUCACAGGAUAUUAUAAUAGGGAUAAUCACGUGUUUACAUGCUCACCUCACCUCAGGCCAAACCCGGUCAAAAAGUCUUCUUGUGCCCCCUGCUGUGCUGGUUCGUGUUAGUUCUCUGAUUCCUUACUGAAGCAAUGAGUUUCAGCAGGGGGCGCUCUUUCCCUCUUCAGUCAUGAAGGCUGUUGCCAAUACUCCUUUCCAGCUCCUCUUCUAUUUUUGUCUCUGGUCGUGAAAUGUCGCUUCCUGUUGCAGGAGGAUUUUACAACAGCUGUAACUGUAAUCUUCGCUGUCUCAGUGCAGACAUUCAACCACAGAGCUGUUUUAAACCAAGGGGAACUGAAAAGACUUCAGUGUGGAUUUACAUACGUCUGCAAAACACCCCUCUUCUUCUAUUAUCACACAGGCCUAACUACUGUAACUAGCGGGCAUUUGACCCUUACAGGUCAGAGCUUUUACUGUGUACAGUUAAAGCUUUGUGAACCAGUGCUGUCAGAGACUGAAUUAAGAAAGGAGACCGUUGCUCCGUGUCAAGUACAUGGAAUAAACGCUCAGACAGCUUUCCACAGUAGUGUGAGAAAUGAUGUUUGAGUGAGAAUGUGACUUCGAAGGGUAGCUUUAAAUCAAACUUUAUGAGGGGGAGGAAAGGUUGAUUCUGGUCACCCUCAGUUCAGACAGUCAGGCCCGAGUUAUACAGUGUAGUGCCAGAGCUUAUGAAAUCUAACUUAACUAUUCGUGUGUAUUUGUUUUAUGUAGGGACAUUAAAAAUGAACCAUGACCAGAGAUUAAAAAGAUCAAAUUAUACAAUAAGAGUAAACUGGAACUCCUGAUAUUUCUGAGAUAUUUGAUUUAGGAUUUUGACAAGUUCAGAUCUUGAAGAUUUUUUUAAUGUAACGUGGAAAAUACCCAAACUUUCAAUAAUUACAGAGAUGAUCAGAUUAGGAACAGGACAAGAAGAGCGUCAUCGUCGUCAUUGUCAUUGUAGUUGUUUUCUUCCGCUUGUCUGGGUCUGGGUUGCGGGGGCAGCAGCUUCAGGAGGGAGGCCCAGACGGCCCUCACCUCAGCCACUUCCACCAGCUCCUCCGGGGGGAUUCCCAGGCGCUCUCAGGCCAGGUGAGAGAUACAAUCACUCCACCUGGUCCUGGGCCGGCCACGAGGUCUGCCCCUGGUGGGACAUGUCUGGAACUCCUCUAACGGGAGGCGUCCAGAAGGCAUCCUAACCAGAUGCCCGAGCCACCUCAGCUGACUCCUCUCGACGUGGAGGAGCAGCGGUUCUACUCUGAGCACUGAGGCUGAAGGAAACCCAUUUCGGCCACUUGUAUCCGCAUUCUCGUUCUCGGUCUUUACCCAUAGUUCAUGACCGUGGUGAGGGUCGACACGUAGAUCAACCAGUAAAUCGAGAGUUUCACGUUACGGCUCAGCUCAAAAAGAGCAUUUAAUGGAAAUAAGAAAGUUUCUCUAUCUGCUAUCUUAGAUUUCUAGGACUGAACUUCUUGCACAAGAUAUGAUGAUACAUCCUACACGAACUGAACAUCAAUAACAGUUUAAAAAACAGCUUUGCUCCAAGUUUCUCCUUACAGCUUCAUCUGCUGCAAAAUAGGAAAGCCUGAAAUUUUUAACAAAAACUCUGGAAAAGCGCUGAACUUUAAAACACAAAAUAGCAUGAUUUACAAAUGUUUUUCUGCAGGGCAACAACAUGACUUGACUGAGAUCGCUCUCCCUGACAUGCAGCAGAAAAAGAGGAGUUUUAGUUCACGAUACAUUCAGUUUGACUCAUCAGUAACUCAGCAUGCGUACGAGGGCAGAGAGGGCCUGUACACUGGGCUCUGAAUGUCAUCCUGCUGCUGCUGCUGCUGCUGCUGAACUUCGCCUUUAGCUCAUUCUGAAUAUUCAUCACAUAUUUAUACAGUACAUGGAGCAAAGGUCAAAAAGAAGUGGGCAACUCAGAUCUAAAUCUCAGUCCAAAGACCAUGUAGAGCCCUGCUUCAAAUGUUCCUGCUUUACAUUAAACCCACAGAAUCUCUUCAUCAUACAGAUGCAAGAACUGGACUUGACAGCCGGGAUUGGCUCAAAGCAAAGAGGAAGUAGAUGGUUGCUGAGGGAACCCUGUCUUAGGGGGCACUCACAGGAUCGCUAAAUGUUGAUGUAGCCUGGACAUGAAAGAAAAAACCCACAAACCUACAGUUAGAUUAUCAGCUUCACUGGGCCUCUGUAUCUCUCACUUAUUCACUCACUCAGUUGAAGCAGGUGUAGACUAGGUAGGGUGUAGAGGAGAGAGUGCAGCAUGAUGUUCUUGAAAAUAGACUUUUCUGAUUGUUUUGAAACAGUCGUAGAGGUAUAAAAGGUUGGGCCCUGCUGUAACUUCGGCAGAAGUGUGUGGACUAAUAGGUUUCUAAUCUUUCUCUUCAUCAUUACUGUGGGUGCUAGUGUGUAAUUAGUGCCUCGUUAUUAUGUGAUCACAGAGCAUAUUCUCACGUAGUCUAUUCAGAGAACUGCAGAUGGUGAGCAGAGAAUAAGAGAGAGUGAGAGAGAGCAGCAGGUGAAGAAAGGUAAAGGUCCAAUGGUUCAACUUAAAAAAAGGUGUCUGAAUGCAUGAAAACCUUUAAUGUUAUGAUAAAGUAAUGGUGAUAUCAAUGAAUUCAUGUUUUUCUAAUGAUUAGAUGUUUGAGAAUAGCCAGAGGGAGGUACACGUCUUAAAUAUGUUAUGUUUAAUAUAUAUUUAUUGGAUAAAAAAGGGCUAACUUUGCACAAAAUUGAACCAAAAUAAAGGUUUAUAACCCAACAAAAAUCGCACAAGUCCCCACUAUAAAGGCAUCAAAGUAAACUAGAUCCAUAUAAAAAUAAGUCUCUGCAGUGAUGCUAUCAGAGUGGUAUUGGUCUCAAUUUAAAAUGAAGAUUUUUUAAAGAAAAAAUAAACCAAAAAUGAGUCAAAUUUGUAUUUUAUGAGAUACAACCAAACUGAGGAGCAGCAAAAGACAACACAAUCUCACCAGCAGCCCCAACAUGGCGUGAACCAGCCCUCCAGAUAAACAAAUAGCUGGAGAUAUAGAACAAGCUGUUACUAAUGAAUCACUCUUGAUAUUUAUAGUUCAAAAAACAAAAUAAUGUGGGUAGUUUGGAAAUAUUAUUCUAUCAGGAUCCAGUUUUAAAAUGAAAAGGGUUACGGUUAGACAGAUGUAAGAUAUAAGAAGAACUUACAUCUUACAUCUGUUUAACCUGUCGCCAUUAGCUGAUCUAUUUAGUCUUAAAUUGGCUUCUUAGAAAUAUUAAUAAAACUAUUUCAUCUACAUGCAAUCCAAAAACAAUGCAAAAGGUGUUUAGGAAGUAAUGUCAGCAAACAGUUGGCCCAGCAGAGGGCUCUGUGAAUCCUCUAGUAUUCUUAGCACUGUCAAGAGCAAAUGUAGAGCAUCACAGCAAAGAUGAUGAUGUCUGCUAGAAUAAGUUACAAACUGAUAAUUAUUUAGACAAUGACAUCAGAAGAAAUCUUUAAACUGUUGUAACUUGCUUGUAAAAGAGCUUUUUAAUCUUGCCAAUGUUCUCCUGAUGAAACAAAAGUUAAAUAAAUGAAAGCAGUAUUAGUUUCAGUGUAAACAAACCAUGUGACUUCCUCACUUCAAAUACACAUCUCAACAGAAAAAGCCAAAUAUUUGAUUUAACAGGACCCCCCCCCCCCCCCCCCCCUCUAAUAUGUCUGCACACUUAAAACCAGUGCUUUCUGUUGCAUGAGGGAAGUGACUUAGUGUCUUUCACUGCCAGGUAGAAAUGGUGAACUAAAGGUGUGGGAUAUGAGGCAGCAUCCUGCUAAAAUUGUGCAAAUCUAGCUGUCUGAGUGGCUCUGUGUUUGCAUUCAUUAUGUUGCAUUUAAGGGUUUGUGUGUGCAGUGGUAUGAGCUCAGGUAGUAGUUUAUGUCUAACAGCAGGGGUGGAUCCCAGGGGAGUGGCCAGGGUGGCCUGGCCCAAUUUAAAUCAGAUUGUCAAUGUGAGGUGCAUCCCAAAAACACUGAAUAAAUAAUUUUGGCUGUGCUACAAAAAGGUGUUUAGGAAGCGGUCUACAACAAUGAUAAUACAACAUUUUUCUAUAUAUUCACAGAAGAGGCCUUGUAAGAAACUGAUGCACAAUCAGGAUCUGUUUUCAUUUCAGUUCAAAUUUUCAGUUCAUCCUCCAUGAUGACACUUGCUGGAUGUCUAAAAUCUGUAUUAUUUUCAAACAGGCUGCAGCAAAAGUGACCAAUAAAAGUAAAAUGUAUUUCUGUCAGCGUGAUGCGUGGCUGUCUGCUUCAGCUUAGAUGGGAAUGACAGUCAGCCAGCACGGCGCAGAUAAAGGUAAUCUCCAUCUUUUUGAUGCCGUGCUCGCUCACACAGGUAGACAGGUUAAAAAAGAUAUGUAGCAGAUCAAAAGAGCUGUCAGCCUCUAUCUGUGUCACGCUGCCUCUGUGUGGAUGUCACUUUUAACUGCUGUGUCUGUCAUCAUCUCUACAAAAAAGGGCCCAUCAGAAUGAGACACAGCAUAUGCACUCACAUAUAUAUGACAUGAUUACUUUGUUGCUGGAUCAAACACUGAAGAUGAAACACCCCUAACAAAGCUAAUAAGAAGUAGAAAAUAAAGAAAUCAGGUGCCAGUGCAGUUCAGCUACAGCCCCACAAAAUGUGGUUUUAAGUUGGUGAUGCAGGAAACAGAGAGCACAUUUAGGGUCUUGAAGGAGAAAACCAGAAUUAGCUUGUCACACUUGUGGUUUUGGAACACUUAGUGCAGAUUUGCGAACAUGUGGAAAGUCUUUCACCUAAUGACAGUCAUGGGACAGCUGCCGAACAGCUGCUGUGAAAAACCAGAGGUAAUUUGGGGGACAAGUAUCUGCAAAGCUGUUCCCUUUGUUGUGAAAUGGAGCUCAUUUAGAAGAAAAGCAUCGGAGGUGUUUCAUACAUCAGCUUCUUCACACUCUGUCCGCCUUUCACACAGAGCACACAGCUACAUGUGAAGUGAAACAAAAGUGGUCGUUCAUGUGUUAAUUUUGGUUGAAAUUGAGAUUUUUUACUAACAGAACUCUGAAAAGAGCCAAGAUGUCUGUACUUUCCAGGCCACGACCUUUAAACCAGUGAAGCUCUACCUGCGACCUCUUAAAGUGUUAAAACCAAAGUUGAUUCCACACGACAUCUCCAGAUCCCAGUUUUUUUUAAAGUAAAUGUUUCGGAUUCAAGCUACGACUCAUCCUGAAACAAGGAUUCAUGGUCAUUGAACCAUGUUUUUCAAGCGAUAUAACCUUUGGCUUCUGUUGCUCAAACUUCUGAGUGUUGGGAAAAAAAUUGAUUGUUUUGAUCCCAGCAGAGAGCUGAAUUUAGACAGGAAACAGUAACACAAUUCAGAUGAUUUUUGAGUGAGUCAAACAAAAGUAAGCAGUGUACUCUGCCACUGUUUUUUUUUUUUUUUUGGCAUAAUGUCCUUAAAUUCCAAGUAUUAUGGAGCAAAGCACUCUGAAAAUUGAGUUAUGGCUUUGAAAAUUUGAGUCAUAUGCUUUUUUUUUUUUUUUUUUUUUGGAAAGUCUGGGUUUACUUUGUGGUAGCUUUCCUGUCAAGUUUGAGUGCUAAUAAACAAAAGAAAUGUUGCUUUAGCCAUUGUACUUGACUUGUUUUUAAGGAGCAAGUACUAAUACUAUUAAAAGUGACCCCUAUAAUGAGGCUAGGUCACACCUCUUUGCCGUUGAUACGUGUGAGGUCAAAAUUGUUGUGGGCAGGCGUUCAUGUGUAUUUUCCAAUGUGGAAAUUUGUUUUUCCAGUGUGUCCAGUGUGUAAAACGUCAGUAUGUCACUCAUCUCACCCUGUCUGAGGAGCUCUGGGUCACAGAGUUACACCAGCACGAUUGAGGAAAAGUGAACUUUUGAGUCGGGAAAACCAUUAAAUUCUAAAUGAAACCACCAAAUCUGAAUCCUAAAAAUAGAAACCUGACAAUCUUACUCUAAAUAAACUGCUUGUAUGUGAACUAGAACUAGUUGUACCACUGCUAUCAUUACUUCUGUGUGUAUCAUAAUAAUCCCCACAUCACUAUUGUUUAAUUAAUUGUUUCAUCUUCCCUUUAAAGUUCCUGUAACGAACUUUUGGUUUGUGCCCAUUUUUUGCACCUGUUGACAAAGUAGUCUUUGCUCAUCUUGUCCUUUUCAUAUAACGUCCUUAUUUCAGUCUUUUCCAGAUUGAUCAAAGGUUUGUUUGAGCCAGCAUUUCUACAUUUGUGACUGGCUCCUUUGAGCUGCAUUUCACCUCCUCAGAAAACAACAAUAGGCCACUUAGACUAUGCCCAUGUUUUGUACAGAUUAUUGAUGCAUGUUGGUGGGGUUGAAAACAGAGCACAUUCCUCCACACCACAGUUAUCACCAAACCCUUAAGCUAACUCUGCGUCUUCAUGCAAAACCUCAUCUAUUUGAUAAGUAGCACAUUGUUGGUGUUUUUACAUGCCCAUGUGGCCUCACUGAGCCGUCAUUACCUGCCUGUAGACUUGCGGCCCCUCUGGACUAAAUAAAGAGGACAUGUAUCUUUUAGCAGUGCUAAAAUGUGGCAUGCGUGAGAACACAUUACUUUUCAGGCAGGUCACAUCACACAAGCAGGAGUUCAGAGGGAAUCACACCCCGGAGACAAAAAGAGUCGACUUCAAACAUGCUAAUUUAACUAUGGCUCAGACAAAAGACAGAGUGAGGUCUCUGGUCCAUAGUACAAUCGACACGCUGCAGCUUGUUGAGCUGUUGUGUCUCAUAUGAACAAGCACACAGACCCUCCUAUAAAUAAUUCAACAUGAUAGCGGAGCCUCGGUGUAUCCACAGGGGCAGACUAUUUGAUAUUUUAUUCUGUGUCAAAAGGCUAAGUCUGAUUUUAUACCCGCUUUAUUCAUUUUUUUCUCUCCUGUAAGCCAGAGGGAUGAUCCAGGGUGUAUUUGUGAGGCCAAGGUUCAGUUGUUUAAGGGAGGUAAAGUCUCUCAUAUUAAGUGAUCACACUGUCUGAUUUGAGAAUGAUUAAAGCACAAGCUCUCCUCAAAGAGCUCUCACUGUACUACCCAGUGAUUCCUGGAGAAAAUACAUCUUUUUGUCUCUCUGAGGCUCCCAUAUUCACACACUGGCGGCUGCACUAUCAGGCCUGUACCUGUUUCAUAAAUUACUUACGCUCCAUUACCAUAUCGAAAUGGAUUGCAGACAUGAGGUUCACAUUAACUCAAGCUGAUUCUAUAUCAGUUUAUUCAACACAUAAAAUAAAGUAAUCCAACUUUCACAUUCAGAGAUCUCUACAACAUGAAAUGUAAAAUAUAUAAAACAGCAAAGACACAAGCGACCUGCAGCCAUGAAUAACAAAUGAGGAGAGGAAUACAUAAUUUAAUGGGAUUUGUUGCAUAUUUUAUGGUAAUCAUUUCCUUUCAUUUACAAAUCACAAUUGCCUUCCUGCAAAGCAGACAUUAAAAGCAACAGAAAAAAAUUAGUUCCAGUUACACACAGUAUGUCAAUAAAUUAUUGUUUUUUAAUCUCCCGUCCUUGAGCUAUUUUUGAGCGGCUUCUCCGGGGAUUUACUGCAGCUUCUCACACUAAUAUGUGUUCAUAUAUACAGUACAUGUUUGUAAAGUUGGUCUGGCCCUGCAGCUUUUCUGCGGAAACUAAUUGAAGGAUUUCUUCUUUUCUUUUAAUCAGUUUAGAGAAAACAUGAGGGUCACAUUUGAAAAAAAAAAAAAAGAGUUUCUGCUCCUAAAUAUGCCUUCAGUGACAUGCUGCCAUCUUCUGUUAGCUCACAGGUGAUGCACUUUAAACAUUCAGGCACAGUGGUUAUCACUUUCAUUACAUCAACCCAUCACUUUGACCAAUUCAAAUGUUGAGUUUGCAGAUUUUUGAGAAACAAUUUCAAUAUGGAGUGCAUGUAAUCUCACAUGCGGAUGUUAUGUUCCAAUAUCCUAUUCACAUAUAUCUGUGCCUAUAGAUGUAGUUUAUUAUUUUUUUAAUCAAAACUAAACUAUAUAAUCAAUAUUCAAAGCGGAAUGUGCUGGGAAAAAAAGGCUGUAAAGGUAAUGUUUAUUUUUAAUACAACUUUGACAAUGAUAGAUUCCUCUAACGGUAUUAUGAGGAGUUUUAAACUGGAUGAGAGACAGAUUAGGACCUCUUCAGGACCUGAAAAGCAAAUGAGACCAACUGUGACAUUUCACUGUAGUAAUUUUUCAUGCUGAAAAAUGCUGCAAGAGAGGUGUCAGAUUUACAGCAAGCUGACAAGAACAGCUUUUUUGACUUUUACACAGCAAAAACUUACAGUGAGUGAUAAAUAUCAUUGUUAAAAGACAACAGGCCAUGGUGUUUAUCUUUCACAGGUUUGGGAUAAUAGAUAACAGGUGUCACUUUGUCCACAGGAGGCGCUAAAGUCAACACGACCCAAAAGAGCCCUUCUGGGCAGCUUUAACAGUAACUCUGAAGCGAUCAGUCCUGUGUCCAAGUCGGUGCCACAGCUUUUCCCUCCUGAUCCACAGCCCUAAUAAGGCUUUCUCUGUAGCCUCUAAAACCCAGGCAGAUAUAGGCCUUCCACAGUCACUUCCCUUCAGCGCCUCUUCCACCCACCGUUUCACACUCAUACCAUCCUACCAGGGGACAGUCAGCUCUAGCGUGACCAUUUGCAAAACGUCUGGUCUUGAAGGUGGUUUCCAUGAUGUUUUCAGGAAAUUUGAGAUGUUUCUCUACUUCCACCCCCAUUUUCCAAUCAUAGGCUGUUCACAAGAAGUCUGCCAAAGUUUUAGGGUUGAGGUUUCGGUGUUCACUUGCUUUCAAAGAUGUAGUGCGGUGUCUCGCUGGUCGGAAAUACCUGACUUGAUCGAUGGUGCCAGCAGUAGCGCCUCUCCCCCAAUGUUUUCGGCCAGCUGUUGAGGAUGUUCUCCAGUGUUUCUUUUACCUGAUGGUGACUCAAAAGGGUUUGAUAGGCUGCUGAGUAGGAUAUCAUAUACUGGCAAAUGAGAAUGUUGAUGCUGAAAGAUUCCAUCUUCCACAGCUUGGACCCUGAGAUCUAGUGAUCCAUGCACUCUGUUGUCUCAACCCCACUGUUUUGCUUGAAUGCAGCUUCUUGGCCACUCUCACUUCCCAGGCAUUUGAAGGAAUACUACUCAAUCCAACUUAACCGAUUUAAGAAGUCUUUUAAAAGACAUCUCUGAGCCUGCAUACCUUAUUUCUUCUGACAGGUUGUUCCAUAGUCCAAGGGCCCAGAUGGCAAAGACUCUAUGUCCUUUAAAUUUAAGCUUUGGCAUUGGGACAACCAGGAAUUUCAGUCCGAAGCUGCAGUUUUGCUCAUUUGGCAUCAGUAGUGUAGCUUGGAGCUGGAGCCGCACAUGCAAAAUAAAUCAACUGUAAAACUAACAGGUUUGAUUAGUUAAUCCAGUAAAGGCAGAUUAUGGCCUGAAUGACUUUUUGAAGGUUUGAUUGAGAGAGAACUGGUUUUAUUUUAAAAAUUGGUUAAAGCAUCACUGAACAAUUUUUCUGACGUGUGGGUAAAAUAUGACUCAAGGAUUCAAUUGUACAAGUCAAAAAUCAGUUGCUGAAAUCUACAAACAACGCCAGAGUUACUGAUUUUACAUAAGAACAGCAUAGACCAUAUUGCAGCCUCAUUACACCCUAUUUUGUUGAGUUGUUUUGUGUUUAGUGAACCAAUGUGAUGUGCUUCUCUGUGUAAUGUGCUUCUACAGAAUAUGUGAAAACAAAUUUUCCAGAAGGGACAAGAAAUGCACUAACUAACUAACAAUUACAUCUCAAAAGCAUGUAUUCAGUGAAAAUGAUAGACUCCAUCACACUCAUCUGGGGACUCUCAACAUUCUGAUUAACUUACAUUUUCAAACUUUAUUUAUGUUUUUCUUCCCUCGUUUUUUUUCUCAGAAUUUGUCUGACAGUGUUUUGUUCAAGUUCAGCCCCAUCCACCAACCGUAAGUAACAUUUUUACACUCAUACCUUGAUCAUACCACCUACCUUAUCACCUCAACUCACUCCAUUAUUUUCUGCUGUCAGCAACUGUCUUUCUGUUUAUUUUUGUCAAAGAUUUUCCAGCUCAGUGCAUUUUCUCAAGUGUGUAUAUAAUGUAGGUAGUCUUUGUGCUGAGCUGCAGCUGGAUUUGUACGUGUGUGCAGAGCUCUUGUCAAUGGGCUUGGUGCACCUGUUCUUGUUUGGGGAACAAGUUCCUGUUUGUUCUCUCUCUCUCUCUCUCUCUCUCUCUCUCUCUCUCUCUCUCUCUCUCUCUCUCUCUCUCUCUGUAGAUGCUAUUCUCAGACAUGCACAUUACUUGACUCCACAGCUCACACUUGAUAUCUGUGACAUCUGCCUUGUCAUGGUGUUGUCAUGAUAUGAUGUUUAACAAUCUUUAUCCAAGAUUAAAAACACUGAUCGUUUAAUGUUGUUCUUUCAUAAGUUUUUAGUUAUUCUUUAAAUCACCAUUUUUUAUUUUGUUUCCUCCUCAACCCCCUGUCUCUAUGUUUGUUUGUUUAUCCACCACUGUGUUAGUGUCAGUGAUUGCAUAAAAGUUGUUUUUUUUUUCCUUUAAUAUGUCAUGGGACAGAAAAGAGGAAACAAUGGCACAACACUGAAUCAGUUUGUCCAACAGUUUAUCGAAGAACGGGCAAAGCUUGGUUCACAAAAAGGCAGUCAGGUCAUGCGAAGGUAUCCAAAAACGUGAGUCAAAAAGGCAAAGUCCGAAAAGGCAGACAAAGUUAAUACGCGGCUUAACAAUAACUAUGAAUAAUGCUGGUAUGAGACAGGUCAUGAAGGUGAUAGGAAACAGGUUAGGAGACACAAUCAGGCUGCAGGUGUGAUAAGAUGGGGGCGGGGCAGAUCAGACAGGAACAAAUCAAAAAGAUAGAAACAAAGUUUAGUGAUCAACAAAUUAAAACAGGAAGAACAUGCCAUGAAACAUUACUGUGCAAAAAUAAAGGAAACUUAACCAAUGAAUCAACAGAAGUAAAAGGAAACUUAGAAGACAUGACAUAAUAGGUCAACAGAUAAAUAAGUGAGCAUAAGGCCAUCUCACAACCUUUUACAUUAUCUUUAUCCCAUAAUGUGCCGGUCUUUCCGGGUCAACAUUGUGUUUUUUUUUUUUUAAAGUGAGCUUAUCACCUCUGAGAGUAUUGAGUGAUAGAGGAUAUUAGUUCAUCUAUCAGAGUGAAAAUCUCAGCUGCUCGAGCUCACACACAGAGCUCACCCGGGUACUUUAGGGGAAUUUUCAGGAACAUUUUGCAUGUCUGAAAGUGGUUUCUCUCUUUCUCUUCUCUUUCUGUAUGUCCAUGACUAUCUGUGUUUCAAAGAAAAGCAAGGCAGAAAAAAAUGAUGUCUAAACUUAGCACAAAAACUUAGGAAAUGUAUGUUUGGUAGAUUAUUUCUUUGAUAUAAAAAUACUUCUGAUGAAAAACCUUUUUUUCUUUCCUUAUAAAUGGUGAGACUUUUGUAAGGAACAUGCAUGUGUGGGAUGAGCAGCAGAGCUGAGUAUGUGGGUUGUGCCCAUGAAAAAGUUGCCAAAUCUUUUAUGCCAACACUGAACAACUUAUUUUGCCACUGACCCUUUUUUGGAGUUUUUUCAUGGGUUGGAUGGUUGAACUCUGAAGAAAUAAAACAUAUUGGCAAUUUAACAAUUUUUAUAUUUAACAAACAGGAGCCUCAGUCACAUGUAGAAAACCAUACACAUAACACAACAGCCUGGCACCUCCUCCUCUUGCUGGCUUGGUACGCACUGCUGUCUUGACGACAACCCAGUCCUCAACCAGAAUUUGCCUAAAGUUAGCCAAUAGGGUUGUGUUUGUCAGUCUGGCAUAAGCAGCACACCCAAUCUGAUCCCAGAGGUGAUUAAUGGAGUUGAGGUCAGGACUGCUGGCAGGACACUCUAUCUUCUCUUGCUCAAACAUGGAAAAAUGGAGGAACUUGAUAAGAUGGUCAAUGCCAAAACAUGUUCACACAUGUCCUAAGGUCACACUUAGAUAUAACUAUGUUUUCAAGUCCAAUCCUCAAGGCCCACUGUCCUGCAUGUUUUGGAUGUUUACCUGCUCCUACACACCUGAUUCAAAUGAUCAGCUCGUUAUUAAGCCAUUACAGGGCUUGAUAACGAGCAGAUCAUUUGAAUCAGGUGUGUUGGAGCAGGGAAACAUCCAAAACAUGCAGAACAGUGGGCCUCGAGGACUGGACUUGAGAACCACUGCUCUAUAUGAAUUAAACAAGAAAAUAGUGUUAUUUCCCUUUAAUGCAAACAGGACAUAAUGUCAAAAAAAUUACAGAAUUUAGACAAUAUUGAUCCAGAAAAAAAUAUUGCCUAAACAUGCCUAAACUCUGUCUCGUCAUUUUUCUUCUCAAAUGUGGAAAAAUGGAGGAACUUGAUAAGAUGGUCAAUGCCAAAACAUGUUCACACAUGUCCUAAGGUCACACUUAGAUAUAACUAUUAAAGGUUAAAAUGAAUGAAUCGUUGGAUUUUUUUCCUCAAAUGCCUCUCUGGACCUCCAUAGAUAUGUCAAACGUAUUUUCAACAAUACUUAAGUGUCAGUGUGGUAUUGGCCCUCCUGGGCUUCCAUACAUUUCUCUCUUAGUUCCCAGGAUGUUACAUGUACAGGUGUUUUUCUGUGAAACUACAUUUGGACUAAAGGAAUAAGAAAAAAAAAGAUAUCUGCACAGAUAUCACAGCUACAGAAAACCUUACCACAUAUGAUGACAUUUGAUCGUAUCAAAAAAGCCAAAAAUAGACAAAAUACUAAGAAAAGGCUUACUCAAGCCAUCAUGAAUCACUCACGGCUGCUUCCUUAAAAUAAAUCUCAAAAACUCUUCACAGCUUUAACAUAUCUUCUUGGUCCAUCUUCCUCUGAUCUGUGGUUCACUGUAGCAAUGGUUGAACAGACUUUUUUAGACCAAAAAAACCCUUCGUGACCACAAACAGGCUGUAUGAACAUGGACCAUCCUACUGGUCUGCUGAGGCUCCAGGUCAGCUCUUUUUUUUUUUUAGCAGGAUUACAACACAGCAUGACGCAUUAAUGACCCGGUGUCUCUUUAAGCAGGCCAACAGUAUGGCAACACUUUCAGGCAGCAAAUGCAAACACCAACAACAGCUUUUUUCAGUUUCUGCAUGAAAAAAAAUCGAUUCAUUGGUUUCAAAAGGCAUUAACAAUUAUAUUACCUCCAAUCAAAAAAAAAAAUUAUUAUUAUUUUUAAAUAUCAAUAAAAAAUAAAAUAAAAUAAAAAAAACCUUAUGGGAGCUUUAAAGAAUAAAACUGUCAUGUGUUAGAGUUUCCAGCCACUCAUUCAGUAAGCACUCCUACCUUCUUCAGUUUAACUUCAUUUAUGGAUCUAAAUAUCAUCCGUUUGACAAAAAGAGCAUAUUGCUUUUGGCCUUUUUUCUUUUACACCAUUCAAAAGCACAGUGAUAUGGUAGCAGGAAGCAUGAAGGCUUGGCAAUGAACUGAGGUGAGUUAAAAGUGACAACAUCACACAUUGUUGAAAAUGUCUGACCACAGUUACGUCUUCAUUAUUGCAGUAACACUGGCAGCCCUUAUUAUUGUGAAUUUCAGCUUGAAAAUUCUUGGGAGUUCAUUUUACCUCAAGUACCAGAGAUAGGUAUUGUGUCACAUUUAAGCUGCUCUAUUUCAAAAUCUAAACACGUCAUAAAGUUACUAUCUGCUCCUGCUGUGAUUAGCACUGUUAGCUAAAACUAGAAGACAACAUGUUAUAGAUAAAAUCAGUGUGAUUGGUGUUACUGUAACUGACAUAGACUCUUAGAAGUAAAGCUAGUUUGCAGGGGGUGGUCAUCUUGGAUUUUUACACACAGGAUUGUAGAAGUUUCUCCAAGGCUGUAUUCUGGUUUCAGGGACUGGGGGGAUUUCAAAUUGCAUAUCUAACUAGCAUCUUGGAAUAUCUACUUCCAAAAUCAAAUAUAACAUCCCACUUUUUAUACCUGUCUGUUCAGAGUUAAAGCUGUUUACAGCUGUAGUUCACUUCCCACAAACAUCAACUUAAAGUGUAACUAGUCCAGGUUAAUUUCCAAAUUUCUUUCUUUUUUUCCAUUUAUGUGAUCUUUAUUUAGUCAGGUUAGUACACUGAGUUCCGAGAUCUCUUUUUCAAGGGAGACCUGACCAAGAAUGGUGACAGACUGUGUACACAUGCUUUUUGAAUUGCAGGUGAGAGAAACACAAUGCAGCUGUAACAAGUGGAAAUUACAUUUACACUAGUAAACAAGGGUAUUUGAGAUACCUGCAAUCUCUCAUCACUCAAAACUUAUCUUAUGUGAAGUGAAUUUCUAUUGGACUUAUUAAGACUUUUGAAUUGUAGCUCUCACAGAUCCUGUGAGUAGAGGUUUAAAAGGCUUUUAGGUCCACACAACAGAAGUGUACAAUAAGUUCAACUUAACAAAGCAAAUAUCUAAAAGAGAUGUGUCGUCCUUUAAAUAAAUAGUGACCAUGGGAAAAAAUAAUUGUUGUUUGAAAGACUGACUGAGCUCUAACAUUCAAGAUCAGGAGUCUGAUAUAAAGGUGUAAAAGUCAUUGAUAACUUCUGUAAACAAUAGCCCAACAGCCAAAAUAUAAACCACUAUUUCAUGACUUCUGUUCAGUAGCUUUUAACACAGUAGCACAACUCUUUGCUGAUGAUGUUGUGGUAUUAGCUGCUGUGAGAAAUUGAAGAAAUCAGGCACGUCUGAGUGAACUUGGUUUGAGAAAACAUGACAAUCCUCUGAAUGUGCAGAAACGAGCCUCUGUAAAAAUGACAGCCUCUAAAUAAAAGGGGAAUUUAGGAGCGAUGUGAUGCAAUACGUUUGUUAAGAGUGUGCUCACAGAAAUCUGUUUUUAAGGGAGUGAAAAAGGGAAGUGAUUUUCUUACACAGCCUGACUAGACUGAACUCCCUCCCCCCUGUGACAAAAGACUUCAAGCCAAAGGCAGGUUUCAUUUGGGUUUGUGACAAAGACUUGGCAACACGGAUAGACUUCAGAGGAAUGAGGAUUAUGACACCUGAACUUUUUGAUUAAACAUAAAUAUGGAAACGUUAAGUAAACUUGCUGCUCCUGCUUCAGCCAAGAUCAGGUAUGAAAUUCUGUCAUUUAAGAUUUGCUCUGAAUUUUAUGAACAAUGUCACAUUAACACUUCCAGCUGAACCUUUAUACCGUUAUUCCUGUCUUUAUUUACAGCCAUUGACCAAAAUCAAGACACUGUUUCUUAAAAUUAUGAGAUUAUCUCUAACCAAAGCAACAAAGAGUUACAGAGACUUUAUUUUAAGAAUAAAAAUGAAGGCUUUCACUGCCACAUAAAUGAAAAGUUAGGAGUAUUUUUUUCAGCUAAGAGGAAGAGAGAAAAAAAACAUUUCUUAACAUAUUUCUGAAGCACAUAUUCUGUGUUUUUCAGGCAGCUUCAGAAGAUCGUCCAAGACAUCAAGAAAAAUGACGGCAGCUUGCUGGACAAAAUCAAAAGGUAAGUGCUUUUAAAGAAAAAGUGGUUGGAAAUAUUUCUGAAAAAAGGAUCACGUGUUAUAAAUUUUUUCGUAGGAGACACUUCUCUGAGAUGGUUUGUGGUCUAAACACUCUGUGUUGUUAUCAUGCUUCGAUUCCUCUUUCGUAAGCGCAGAAAUAAAACAGAGGACUACAAAACAGAAAAACCCAAACAGAUGGCACCCUUCUCACUUACCUUUCCUGAAAUGAGUUCUCCUAAAGCUCGUUAGGAUGAAUACGACUUUAAGUUAUUAGAUACACUCUGCUCUGCUAAGUUCUCUGUAAAUGCUUAGAUAUACGGCAAUGCUGUCAAGUUGGAUUUGUCUGAAAGGCACAUUAUAAAGGCAGCAGCUGCAGACCUGAGUGCUACACAGCACAUACAAAAUAGUAGAUACAACACAAGAAAUCAAAGUAUCAUAGAAUAAAAAGGCAGAAUAAAAAACAUGAAAAACAAAAUAAAACAGGCAUCAGGGACAAAGAGAAACAAGGAGAUGACUGAAUGAACAGAUAAUAGAAACAGACCUGCCACUUUUACUGAACUCUACUGUCAAAGAAAGGAAAAAAAUAUUAGUGUGAACAGUAUGUUGAAGUUUAUGUACCAGGUGAUAAGCAUGUCAUGGUCCAAAGGUGUAGAUUUCAAAUUGUACUUCGUUUCUUUUGUUAUUAGUGUGUCAGUCAAAUGAUAACUUGUACUAAAUGGUGUAAAGGGGCUCUGGGAGAUUCUCUGUCUGAGUUGCUUCUGAAAAAAGACACAAAAUUUGAAUAAUGUGCAACUAUUUGUGUGAAUAUGCUUGAUGUGACAUACAAGCCACUGCUACCUCAGUGGUGUCUGCUCAAAAUAUCUGUGUGUCUUAGCGCACACUGCUCUAAGCAGUGAUGAAUGUUCUUCUUUUACCUCCUCAUAACUUUUGUUUACAGCGUACAAAAACCUGUCACAUGUCAGCUGAUUUAUAAGCCGUGACAAACUUAAGCUUUAAUGGACGUUUGGUUUAUGUUGAUGUUGAUGUUGCUGCUCCCUGAGGACAAAGUGAUAUCUUCUAUCUCUUGCAUUUCCAUUUAGGGAUUGACAAAAUUAUUAUUCUUCUUGUCCUGUUUAUAUAAAAAUACUGCUUCUGGCAAAAACCUUAUCCUGUUGUCUUUUGUCAAACAACAAAAUAUAAUUCUUAGUGUGAGUAUUUGCAAUGUCAAUCAUCACUUCACAGCAUUUUCAAGUGUUAACAAUCUCUUCAGAGAGACAAUCAAACUUGUUGUUGAUGGCCUUGUUUGCUUUUGAAGGUCUAACAGAAGUAUCAUUAUCAGUUUUAGUCUGUUUCUCCACCUGUUAAAAACUCCUCACCUUAAGAAGGACUCUCCAGGUGUGUGUACUGUGUUAACGAAGCCUUUGACUUUGUUAACACAGUACACACACCUGGAGAGAGUCCUUCUGUAAGAGAGCAAAGACUUAAAUCAAGAUUAUUACAAUGAUAAGUCACUCUGACACUGCUGAACGGCCUGAUAAUUGCUUUUUUUGUUCAUCACAGGUAAUUUAUGAAACAAUCUCAUAAAUAGUGUCCUCUUCCAGCAAGUAAACUAAUCAAGAAGCCACAUAUAAUCAUUAAGGCUUGGUUGUAUUUGCAAAAAAUCAGUAAAUGUUAAAAAAAAAGUGCUUAACAAAUAUUUACAUUGCAUUUUAUUCAACGCAAUAAUCAAAAGCAGCUUUUGACUGAUUAGUGCAUUUGACAGAAUAACACAAAUAUGCAGCAGAUGCAUCAGCUCCUUUCUCCAUUUCCUGAUGUGUAAUUGUUCUAUUGCUGUAUCUGAUGUCCAGUAUGAUAACUUUCAAUAAUGCUAAGAUCAUGUGAUUUAGGUGCAUUAUCAGCAGCUGAGUAACAUGUGUAAUCCAGGUAUCUGUACCAUCAUCACUGUCCUCAGUAGGGGCUGAGUCACCGCCCACCUGAUCCUUUUAUAGCUCUAUGAUGAUCUUUCUGUUUUCAUUUACUGUAUGUUCUGUUUGUUCUCCAUAACUUGAUAUCACACUCCUCUGUUUCAUUGAAUGAAAUGAAACUAGACAAAGAUGAAAUAACUUCUUUACUUCUUGCUGCUGAUGUCUGUGUUUCUCUCUGUAUAACAGGCUAAAGAGCAAACCAGUCCCAAAAGUUCCUGCCAGAGAUUACAGAGGUAAGAACUGUCCUAUUAUAAUUGUCAAACAUGCAUGUGUGAAACACUCAUUUAUUUAUCUGUUAGAAACACAAAGAGAAAGGUGUUACCUGCAGCUGCUUAUGAAGUGAAGAAGAGCACAGCUGAGUGUUCAUCCACAGAUAUCCACAAAUUUCUCAAUUCAAGUCUGUCCUAAAACAACACUCGUGUCAUUUUACAGUCAUUCACCAUGUUUAUGAUGCUGGUGAGGGUGUGCUGUAUAUUUGUUAGAUUCACAGGCUGAGAUAGGCCAACUGAAGUCAAAAUCAUAACCUCCACAGUUUUAGACUGACCCAUAAAAUUCACCUUGAGCCUCUAAAGUGUCAAAUGACAGACUGCACCGAUAAAUGGAUGCCACUUUUCUACAUUUGUACAAUGUGCUUUGGUUAUGUGUACACCUUUGAUUAGCAAGUCAACCAACUUUUUCAAGAUUUACCAGAUUUUUACAAUAUUCUUGUCCGACAAGGGUCCUCAUGCCACUGUUACUGAUGUUAUGUUGCAUUCACACCAGGCGCGACUAAAAUCAUCCAUUUGCUUUAAUAAUGCUUGUCAGGAUGUGCGAAAGUUGUGUAUUUACUUGCAUAAUUCGCAUCUGUAGAGAGCCCAAACAGGUGUGAUUACAAGAGAGGAGACAGAGGGGGUAGGAGUUCCUACAUGUCAGGUCAGUCUGUUAACAUCAAACACAGCAGAGGUUGACCACACUGUGAGGAACUGAUAAGUUCAAACAACUAAUCAGAUAAUCAGUCCUCCUCUCUCUCUCUCUUUCCUUCAGCUGAGCUCUUUUUUACUUCUAGCCUAGUGUCACAGAUAAGUUUUACCCCUCAGCUGAGGUGGUCUCAUACUGUCUCCAUCAGUUAAUUUGUCCCAAAUAGUGUUACUUCUUUAAAUAGUCUGCCCAAUUCAUGCAAAUAGUCAAGGACAGGAUUGGACGCGUGUUCUACUUGGGUAGUGUAAAUGAAACAAAUUAUGCAGAACAAAUAGUGUGAAUUAAGCAGACGAUUUGUGCCGCGCAAUUUGCGUUAUUUGCGCCGCCCGAGUAGAACAAGCAUCUAAUCCUGUCUUUGCAUUGACUUUGCAUGAAGGGCCCAAUUUUAUAAGAUACCACAAUUCCCCACGACUCUGCCAUCCUGUGUUUAAAAAAAGGUAUUAUUUUUGUGACAUGAACAUGUAUUUCAACAUGUUUUCCCAUCAAAGAUUAAGACUCUCUUAUAACAUAUCCAGAGAAGUUCAAUGCUGGAUAAAGAAGAACAGAUACAACAUGCUUCACCACCCAUGACAAUAACAAUGUCCCUAGACAUGUAAAUACAAGCCAGUUCUGCCUUAAACCUGAUCUCACUGAAUAUAAUACUAUGGUUCGAACAGUGUAAAGAAUGAUAACAUAAAAACUUCAACUUCAUCAUGGAGGAUUUCUGUGUAGUCAGUACAUCCAGUUUGGAUAGAUCUAAUUUGAUAUAUCUAUCUUAGAUUUAGUGUUGGUCUUCAGAGGAAAAUAUCUUAGUUUAAGACACAUUUCAGUCUUAUAUACUAGUCUAGUUGAAUUGCAUUUUAGCCAUUUUUUUUGUCGACUGUCUCUCUGUUAUCUUAUUCAUUUCAACAAACAGAAAUAAGUAUCAAGUUUGUUCUAGGAUUAAAUCUAUAAACCAACAUUUCACUCUCUCAACACUUUCUUAUAUGAUCUCAGGUUCAGUUGGAAAAUUUUGCUUCGACUCACAUCAGUUUGGCACAGAAUUGUAUUUGUGUGUGAGUCUAGGAAAUUAACAUAUAUGAGUGUAGUCAUUUUAAACAUGUGUGUGCUGAUGAAGAAAAGGGACCGUCCCCAACUGUGUCUGUAGUGACAGUUGAGUGGACAGACUUUCAGUUCACAACAGUCUGAAUCUUCAGUGAUUCAGAGUCAAUAAAAGCUGUGAAAGUUUUACUCAUUAUGUUCUUAACAUCACGAAACAGAAAUUAUCCUGGCGUUAGCAUAAGGCUAUUUUAUAACAACAAAAAAUUAAAGAAAAGAUAUAUCAAGCUGACGCCAUUAUACCGCCAAUCUUAACAAUAAACCCACAACUUAAAAUGCAUUAUUAGCAUAUUUAUGAAGCCUUACAAAUGCAUCGAUAAGGUUUUGUUACAACCCCCAUGAGUGAUAAUAAGCAUUCGUAACAUCUUAUCACAAUGUUUAUGACGUAUUGUAAGCUGUGAGCAUAAUGCUUAGAAAGGUAUGACUUAUAAUGAGUUAUACCUGAAUACCAAAGACAUAUUGAUUACAAUAAAAAUAUUUUUUUUCCUGUUUUUUUUUGUCCAAGACUUCGUUUACAGCAUCAAAAUACUGCUUAUAAGUUUUGAUAAAUGUGCUAUAGGAACAUUUAAAUACUAAUAACCUCAAACAGAGUUGUCACUUGACUAAAAGCACCCUUAGUUAUAGUUACCUUGUUGUGAGUAUUAAUUACACAUUUUAGAAAAUUGAGAAAGUUUUAAUGUGUUUUUAUAUUUAUGAAUGUGCUGAGUAUGUAUUAUUAGUGGUGGGUUCAUAUUAAGUGUUACCAUUGUAUCUUUGUCACUGAUAUGCAUCAUGGAAAAAAAAAUCUAAAGUUAUACAGGUCUGUGGAGGAAGUGAGAUUUUGUACCCACAGCAAACCUUUUGCAGAUAAGUGACAAAACUGUCACACUUGUGUCGUUUAAAGAAAACUAUUUUUAAGCACCUUUGCUUGUCUUAGUCUGGUCUUCAUCAUGAAAAGAAAAAGGUCAAUAACAAUCGUCUAUUGUCUUAACAUUCAUGAAAAAAAGACACACUGGUGCUGCUAAAGGAACCCUUCAUUUUCUUAGUUCCCAAAAUGAGAAGUUGUACAAAAAAAGACUUUUUGUGUUAGUAUCAGAGAAAAGAAAAGAAAAAACGCUGUACUCAGGAGAUCAUCUGACUCAGUGGUUCUCAAGUCCAGUCCUGGAGGCCCACUGUUUUGGAUGUUUCCCUGCUCCAACACACCUGAUUCAAAUGAUCAGCUCGUUAUUAAGCCAUUACAGAGCUUGAUAACGAGCUGAUCAUUUGAAUCAGGUGUCGAGGUCUAGCACAUCCCCCACUGACUCACUCCUUGUUUCGGUGGAAAAGAAACUGAUGACACACCCACGUCCUGAAGGACAUAUAUCACAGAGAAGGGGUGUAUUUUUUUUUCCUUCCUCACAGACAGUGUUUUAUUUUAAUGAAAUAUAAAGCAAACUAAAUCAGGUGUUGCUUUGAUCACAGAUAUCUCUGUAUCUGUGUAGUGAAGAGAAACGUGCUCAAAUCAAGGUUUUAUUCAAAUUGCCUCAUACAGACAGAGACUGUUUUACUUGCUGAGAGAUUACUUGACAGUUGUCAAAAUAAGGAGAUGCGCUCCGCUGGUUUCUCUGUGCUUAAAUUAGAAAUGAUACUCUGACACCUGGCGUGUACUUCGCAUUUCUUUGGAAGCUGAAAUAGUGAAGCUCUUACUCAUUUAAAAACAAUCCCCCUCACCUGUCCCUUGGGGUAACUGAACAUCUCAACAUUUGUGUCUUUACAGCAGACGAUUCUGAAGACCAGAUGUCAGACCCGGAUUAUGUAAGUUGGCAAAAAUGUGACCUGGAAGUGAUUGAAACUGUUCAUACAUGUUGGAAGCUAAAAAAAUCACUGUCAUUCUCAGGAUAAUGACACAUACGAAAAUCCCAAUGAGGAGCACGAUGACAGCUACAUGCCCCCUCCCAGCCAGAGAGACUUCAUCCCCAAUCCCUCUGCUUCCUUCCCGAGGGGGGAGUAUCUCGGUACGAUGAGUCACAUGUACUGAAAAUGAUGACUUCUCUACUUUAAACUUGUUUCUUAUCCUCUUUUGUCAUCAAUUGUUGGAAACAAUCUAUCCACAUGUUGGUUUUCUUGUCAUUCGCAGUCCUGAUGAUAAAGUUGAGGUUGAGUUGACUCAUUUUCAUAAGGAGUUUCUAUUUCUCUAACAGCUUCUCCUUUGCAGUCAUCUCUUUUCCUGCUAAAGUCGCAUUACUUCAUUUCUUCCCUUCACUGGCCUGAGCCGAAGCCACAAGGGAAUUAGAGUGCUGCUUCAUGCAAACACUAAAAACCUGAUUCUGCUUUUGCUUCUCUUUUCCAGACAACUGCCACAACCGACCCGAGCGGCCCCCCAAGAACCCCCACCGCCCGGACAAAUCCUCCAAACAGCUGCCUCCUGAACCCCCCCACAUGGAAAGUGAUGAAGUAAGGCAACCCAGCCUCACAUACAUAAACACUGCUGCACUGCACACCUGUGUUGCUUCAGUCCACAUACAAACAAUGCUGUGCCUUAUAGAGUUUCACCACUUCCUGUGUAUUGGUAAAUACUUCCCAGGGUGAGUGCAAAGCUGAAAAAGACACCCCUUCAUGUUGUGUUGAUGUUGAUGUUUUGCAGGACGACUACAUCAGUCCUGAUGGCGGUAACGAUGACGACAACUACGUAGAACCUGAAGAAAGUUCACCUCCGAGUAAGAUGCACACAAAAGCUAACUAGCAAGAGUGACACAGGAGUCAAAGAGUAUUUACUUUAUGAUAGUACACAAGUGUGAGUACAGGUGAGGAGAGACAAGUGCCUCAAAACACCAGAAACAAUACAAUAUGAAAGAAUACAGUUGAAUACAAUACAAUUGUGGGUUAGGGUUAGAUGUGAUAUGAUACAAUACAAUGAAAUACAACUCUUGUGGCUUAAUGUUGGGAGUGUGAACGCACAUCUGUUGAUUAUAUAAGCUUUAGUGCUUUUGUAUAAUGUUGAUUAUAAAAGAUAAUGGAUAGUGUAUUUUCCCAAGUCAACCUUCACCCUUAACUUGACCUAUAACAGCUAAGUUCAAAUUCCCAGCAGUGUCAGUAACCACAGUGACGUCAAUCUAGUCCAAAAACUUCCUAUAUCAGAUAGCAUAUCUUUCACUGCUGCUAACACUGAUACUUACAUCAAAAAAAGCUCAUAUCCUUCAGAUAUUCAAGUGUAACAUUCAAAUGUUAAAGUACAUCUGUAAAUAAAAUCGUUCCCAUGCCUCCUUGUCAUCUCAGAUCGUGGGCCGCAGGGUGGGAGGAGAACAGGGAGGAACCCUCACAUAAAGCAUUCACCUUUACCAGCACGUCCACCCAGUCCUGGUAGGUAUAACAACAUUUAUCUUGCAACCAAGAUUCAGUUGAUCUUUUGUUUGUCCUUCUUAGUCUAUUUUUAUGGUUAUAAAGGCUAAUAAAACAUAUUCUUCAUUUUAUUGCUCUGUUUUCCCAAGAAAAGAGGUCAGUUUCUGCUGUUAUUUGGGACUCAAAUCUAUGCCUGGAACUUGAGUCCAGCUCAAGUCCUGAUUUGUAAGACUCUUGUCUAAACUUGGACUUGAGCUCUGAUGACUUCACUGGAAAAAAAAAAAAAUCCUAAGUGUAUUUACUGAUAAAGGCUGUUUUAGUGUUUUUGCCAGUUUCUUGUGUAAGGCCCUAAUAUUUUGUUCAGUUUAAGUGAGGGCUAGCAUGUAUUUUCACCUGCAGCUGUAUUCCCAUGCCGUUUUGUGCAGCUACUGUUACUGCCAAGAUGUGUAAAGAUGUGGCACGGACUGUGCAAAUUGCUUUUAGUUAUUCUGCAGUAAAUGCAAGCAUGAGCAGUGUAAGAUGUUCAAGCAAAGUGAAAGAGAUGCUAUAGUUAGCCUACAUGGGCUGUUGACUAUGUUGUUAUCAAUCUAAGAGUAAUGUUAGCCUCUAAAGUGACUCAAACUCUGAGUCAGAAAUUUUCGGUUACUUAAAAUUUGUUUAGCAGGUUUCAAAGUAUACUUAAAGGGUUAUUUCAGUUGAAUUGGCACUGAACUUGGAUAGAAAGGCUGACGGAGAAAAGGCAGAAUUUUGCUCUGGGUUGUCUCCUCUUGAGGUAGACCCUCAGGCUCCACCCAGUGACUCUUAGUGAGGUUGCACACAGAUCUUUAAUGGAGGAGCAUUGUGAAUGAUUUUAUUAAUACAGCAUCUUUUUGUGGUUUCAUUAUGGGUCUAAUCCAGCCUUUGGUUAUUUCCAGGUGUUUAUAUCGCUCCUCAUGAAGAGGUAAGCAGUAAAUGAAACAACACUUCCAAAAAUUUUCAGUUACAUUGAAACAUGAAAUUCACUGUAGCUCCAUCUUUACAGGAGAGCUCUUCACAUCUUUCAGGUGGCAGGUCAGUUUGAGAUUGUCUCAACAGCGGUUUACUAAUCUUUUUGGAAAGAGAUGUUUAAGAAAUAUUUCAUAUUUUAAUCACAGGCCUGUCUUUUCCUUUCAGGUUGGGUUCAAGCCACGUGAAACACUCACCAUCUUUACCACCAAAACCCAGCCCCAGGUCAGACUGACUGCCCGCUUAUUUCAAACACACAAACAAAAAAAUAGCUUUCUGCUUUAACAACUCUUCCUGUUAUCGCUCUAAUAACAUUUUUAUUUCUCUGCAGAAUCACUGUAAAGUCUCCUGUGGCUGUAAGUUAUCAGAGAUGUUAAACUCACACAGUGUUACGAGUCUAGCAGAGGUCAGAGUUAUAAAUGCCUGUUGUGUUUUUUCAGGUUCAAGAGACCGCGGGUGGCGAUGAAUAUGAAGUUUGUGACCCAGAAGAUAGUGAGUAAUAAAUCAAACAAUAACAGCUUUUUGCUCAACAACAAAAUAACUACUCCACAUGUUUUGUUUAAGAUGAGGACAUCAGCCGCUGUCACAUAACAUUUUGGUUUGUUGUUGCAUUUAUUAAUAGCGAUAGCAGGUUGCGGUUCCCUAAUCUAUUCUGUAGUGUUGUGUCUAUUCAACUCUAUCUGGGAUAUUAGGAAACCUCAUACAAACAUUCCAGACUGUAAAAUCAGUCUGAAAAUAUUGACUGGGGAGCAGUGGUUUGACAACUAUCAGACAGUGGUGUUAGUGGUGAAUGAGAGGUGCAGGAUGAGCUGAGAAGCUGGAUCCUGAUGGGAAGGAUCAGAUGUGAUUUGAGAGGAGGAGAGUUGCAACACUUUAGCUGAGUCACUGAUUGAGACAGAGGGACACGGUAACAGAUGUGAAUGUUUCACAACAGCGGGGUAGAGAUGGGUGUCAAUCUGGUUGCCAAAGCACUCAAAAUAAUCACACAAGUAGUUACCUGAUCACCAUGAAGGCAGAUAUUUGGACAGACAUGAAUGAAUGGUGACUUAUGAAUAAAUAAGUGCGUGGAAGAAUAACUAGAUGAGUGUGAAACAGUCUUCCUGCCUGAACUUCUGCUCGGUUCAUAUCUCACAUACAGACUUAUGCUGCUAUCGUUAGUUUAUUUAGCAUGGUCUGCCACCUAGAGGAUGGAAGGAGAAAAGUUAUUGCUUUGUUAAAUAAGGAGUUGUAACCUUCAGCUGUUUACAAAGGUUAACAAUAGUAGUUCAUUCAUAAUUGUGCUGUGUUUUCCUCCAGGUCCCAGUAAAAAACCAGUCGAGUGUCCACCUAAACCCCUCCCUAAACCUUCACCCAGAGAGUAAGCAUCACUUUAACAACAUUGUUCAGUUGAAUUGAGAAUACUUUGCUGUUCACAAGAAAAAAACAACUCUUUUUUUUUCUCUCUCUUUCUCUCAGGAGGUCACAAAGACCACCUCUGAAGCCGGUAGGACUGUUGUGGAAAUGUUUUCUAACUUGACUCCAACAUCAUGAGUGACAUUGCAGUACGCUUCGGUUAUUAAAUCACUCUCUCUUACUCUUUUGCAGAGGCCAGACUUGAAACCCAGGGAAUUUGAGAGUAAGUUCUCACAUUAUGUUUGAACAACAUCAGUCACACCAGAGUUUAUUUAAAAGCCAGUAUCAUGUAACAUAACACAUGCAGACACAUUUAUACUUGAAACUCCUGUGAGGAUUUUUUUAUCUGGUUCUGUAACAAACCAAAAAUCAUACCUGUGUCUCAAUGAAUAGCAAAAAACUUGUUAAUGCAUAGUGUGGUAACCUGCAGUGUGGCUCUCCACAGGUCGAACGUUACCGAACGUGAUGCAAACUGAGCCAAAGCCUCAACCGAAAACUUUCUCACUGGACCUGAAACGACCAAAGUAAGACAACAAUCAGAUGGUUUGCUUUGACAAACUUAUUCCUCCCAAAAUGAAAUGAAUUAUGCCAUGAUAUUGCAAACGCAUAUGCAAAAGUUAGAAUAUUUCUCAAAAUUACAAGGAUCAUAAAACCGUUUUUUAAUAGUACCUUUUAUUACCAAGUGUGACAGUUUUUCCUGCAAACCUGCACAAAUCAGGCAAAAUAACAAUUGUCUUAGUCUUAAAACACAGUAAAGGGUAAAAUACUCCUUGAACUGCAAACAGCACCUGGUGCUUCUUGGAUGUAGUUUAUAAAGGAGCUACUUUGCAGGCAUGCUGGUCUAAAUUUAAAGCUUUCUAUGCAUCUCAUGGCAUAAGGACUUAUCUUUAUCCACAAACAUUGUACUAACUGCCAAGCACAGAGCAAUAUUUUGACUGUCCACUGAGAGUUGGUAAUAGCUGUUCUGUAGUUUGUAUAACGGAUGUUUCACCCGGACUCCAAAUAUUAUGAAGAAUUUCAACUUUAAAUGACUUGAAAAUAAAUUGUCUUUAGAUUUCUAUUCAUGACUUUGGUAAAACUGUCAUUGUUAUUAUUAACAUUACUCUGGGUUAAAUCAGUUUAAACACAGAAGAAAACAGCCCUUUCCAAUCACAGCUCAUCAACUGUAUGUAGACAGAUUUGGGUUUUGUGUAGAUACUAACAGCUCAUUUACGCAAUCAGACGCAUCACAGAGCAAACUGUAUGGAGCUGCAAACCUUUUAAGGCUGUGAUACCAUUAUUAUAGGAAUCAGACUUUGGGAGGAAGCAGACAGUGGGAGGAACUGAUGAUACAUUUUUAGUGCUAUAAGCAGGUGUUAUCACUUCCUGGUAAACAUCCCCUACGUGUCUGAAAAUCUAUUUUUAAAUAUUAGAGCUAAACUUUAAUCUAGUCAUGAAAUAUUAUCGGUUAAGCAUCUGAAAAUGUUUUGAUACUGGAUGUCAAGGGGUUAAAUUUAAAUUUUAUCACAAAUUAAAUCAGUCGUAUAAAAACACAAACCAGGUCCUGUCCACAAAAGAGCAGGAAAGCGACUCCUGCCUUUGCAAUACGCUUUAUUUGACUCUGAGUUUAUUUGUACGAUGAACAACAGGGAUAUUUUGUUUUCAUUUGUUUGGCUUCCGUGGGCUUCCAUAGCUUACCCUACAUUUUAUUUACAGUGAGCCUUUAACUGCUUCCAGGCUUCUUUUUUAGAAACUGCCUUUUAUGGCCUCUUUGUGCUGUGCAUUUACCGUCCUCUGCUCUGUUUGUGGUCUCUCCUGCAGAAUUCCUCUCCCACAGUUAACCCCCUCCAGUAAGUACAGAUCCUACAUGAGUCUCACGGCAGACUGAACGGUAUAUUAAGCACACAGGAACUCUCCACUUCAACAAUGGAGAUUGGUUGUUACUCCUCGACACAUUCAUAUGAACUACAUUGAAUUCUUGUUUGUCUGUUCUCUCAGAAGCAGCCACCAGAGGAAGUGAUUUAGCUGAAGAUGAGUCAGCAAAUCAAGAUAAGGUGUGCACUUAUAUUCUGAAUAGUAAUCUCACUUAUGCUUAAAAAUCCUGCUAUUAAUCAUUUAUUCUCUGUCAGAAUUCGGAUCUGAACAGGAAACCUUGGUACGCCAACACAUGUGACCGUAAGACUAGCUACGAGGUCUUGUACCAGUCGAACAAAGUGAGUCUUAUUGUCAUCUGAAUGAGUAGCAUGUUAUGGGUUAUAUCCCAUAAUGCUAUCCUUUAAAAACAAGUGUGACUGUGAUGCUGCUCUGUUGCAGGACGGGGCAUUCAUGGUGAGGAAGAGCUCAGGACAGGACUCUCAGCAGCCGUACACAUUAGUGGUGUUUUACAAAGGCAGAGUGUACAACAUCCCAAUCCGCCUCAUACUGGGUACUCCGCACGCUCAGUACGCUCUGGGAAGUGAGAAGAGAGGGGAGGAGGUAUGUGUCUUUGUUCUCAGCUUGACUUGAUUAUACCUACCAGUAUCCAAUCCAAUCCAAUACACUUGAUUUAUAUACCACAUUAAAAAAAAACAAUUAAGUUUAGCAAAGUGCUGCACAGUGCCAUAAAAUGAGGCAAAAACACACAGAAACAUGAAAUGUUAAAAUAAAAGAAUCAUAAUAAAAAACACUUUAAAACUGAACAAUGAAGAAAUAAAAUUUAAAAAAAACUGCAAGAGAAAAAAGAAAAAGAAAAAAAGAACAGACAGAGACAGAUCACACUACUUUCAUGGUUCAUUCAGAAGAAUUCACACUCACAAACCACUGUGAUGAUAGGAUGCUGCGGGUUUAACACACUACUUGUUACAUGCUGUGUCCUAUUGUAUGCAAGUUGUUGUGGUGGCAAUUUAGCAGUGAUAAAAAAAAGGUAGUUUUGUCCGACAAAAAUGGUUCCAGAGAGUGUAGUUCAAUGCGUGAUUUGUUAACCAAGUUAUUCAGGCGUCAGUGCAUGUGGUCCCUCGUUCACCAGCUGCUGGCCUGGCAAUGCUGUUUCUCAAUUCAGCCCAAAUGAAGUGAGAAACAAAUGAAUCACUCGAGGAAGUGAUUCGGUUCAGUAUGUUCACUUAAAAGAUUUGGUUAUUUUGAAUGAAUCGUUCGUAAACGACAAAACACUAAAAGGCACGGCCAUCCCGGUUCUUAGUCCUGUCUUAGGGACCGGAGGUCUACGGGCCUGUACUAUCUGUACUAUUUUCCAUCAAUCAAAUCAUCUUAAAUCAACAUUCAGUGUCAAGAUAUUUUGGGCUUUGGCCUGUAGCAGGGCAAUAAGCAGGAUAGCAUAGGCUCUGCAUCAGGGUCUAGUCUCACUCCAACGGGGUGACUAUUCAUCAUAAGUAAGUUUAGCAAAGAGAUUCUGACUCUGUAGACGCCUCUAAAGGUCCUCCCAGAGGCCCCUCCAGUUAAGUCUGUUAAAGUGUAAACUGUUUUUUUGUGUCAUGUAGGUUAUUUUUCAGCUUUUAAACCAAACACACACUGAACACAAAGUGUAGAUACAGUUACUUUACAGUGAAAAAGGGUGGUUUGAGGAGUAGAACAAGCAAUCACAGUUAAACGGUUAUAGAUUUACUGACAGUAAAAACUGGCUCUACAUAAUAGCGUUCAAACUCCCCUGCUCCUAAGACUGAAGGGUGAUUUAUUGGUGUGUUUGAAGCGCACAAAAUAGAUCAUUCAUUUGUAAGAACAAGGAACAUGCCUGGAGGUUUUCACCGCUUAUUCUCAUUUUUGAAUAUCUUAUGUGCCUCCUCUUUGCUGUCUGUUUUACAAAUCAUGAGCAAUUAUGUUUGCAAUUAUGUAUGCAAAUUAUUUCAGAGCUGCAUAAAGACCCGCUGCACAUAAUCCAUAAUGUUAUGAUGUGGGUGUUAUGAAUAUCUUGGCAUGGGUGCUGUUUUGACAUAAGAAGAUUAGGUACAGUCUAAACUGGAUGGUGAAAACAGGAAAUGAAAGGCAUUUUUAACUCCUCAUUAUCAUACCUAAUUGGAUAUCUCUGGAAACGUUUCAAGACUACCUAAAAUGAGUCAAGCCAUAUUAAGGGCAUUUUUUUCAUUUUCUGAUUAAGUGAUUAACACAGUUUUUCACUUUAUGUUUUAUUAUGACCCUUGUUUGUUCGCAGUAUUUCAGCAGCGUCACCCACAUCAUUGAGAAUCACCAGAGGGUUCCUCUUGUGCUAAUUGACAGUCAAAAUAACAGUAAGGACUCCACCAAACUGUGCCACCCCGUGAAGCCUUGAAUGAGCAAACAGACCGCCGAUUGGACUUGUGCAUCUCACCAAGUGCUGCUGUGUUUACUGUCAGAGUACUGAUAGUGUGAUUUCUCUGCUCCUGCAUCAGCUCAAAGGUUGUGGAUUUGUGUGCUGGUCUCAUUUGCACGGCUGGCCCUGCAGAAAGAAGUGGAACUUUACCAGGAGACUUACGCCCAUGUUAUACAAACGUGUGUUUUUAUAGCCUCAAUUUAAAAAAAAGUUGGGAUAUUGUAUAAAAUGUUACUCAAAACAAAGAGUGAUGGUUUGUAUAUCAUUAUAUAUCAGAUGUCAAAACUGAAAUUUUUAUUCAAUGAAAAAUGGACGUAGACAGGGCCAUGGUUACCAUUGUUUUACACUUCCUCUUCUUUUACAGUAACACAACUCUGCAAAUGUUUGGGAGCCAAAUAUUCCCUUAUUCGUGUCUGACAGGAUUUCAGCUGCUCAACAGUUCAAGGUCUUCUCUGUUGUAUAAUUUUGUAUCAUGAAGAAUCAAACUUUUUCAUGGGUGACAAGUCAGGACUGCAGGCAGGCCGGUUUAGCACCUGGACUCUUCUACUACUGAGCCAUGCUGUUUCAACAUGUGCUAAAAUGGGGUUUUGCAUUGUCUUGGUGUGUUGUGCAAGGUCUUCCCUGAAAACGAGCAUUGUCCAGGAGGCUUCAUAUGUUGCUUCAAAACUUAAUUAUAUAGUUCAGUGUUAAUGAUGCCCUCCCUGAUGUGUAAGCUAGCCAUGCUGCAGCUAUGAAUCCCCAUUGCAUCUCAAAUACUGGCAUUGAUUGCACACUGGAUGGUACCUCCCCUCUUAAAAGGGUAUUCUGGCGUAAAAUUAAUUUAGGGUCAACACACAGUAACACUGAGUUAGACAUCCCCUCGAGAGAUGUAUGUAAAAGCCACUCUAUAGCCACAAAAGAUGCUCAGAACAUCACCCAACUUCUUCAACAGUACAUAUAGGGUCCCAGUCACAGCACUAGCCACCAAACAUCUUUUUAGCUUUGCCUGAUUUCUUAAGCAAAGAGACUAAACACAACUCACCUACUCUCUUCCAGCAGCCGCUUGUUUGUAGCGAGACCUCGGGCCAGUCCAUUACGGACUACAGCGGGGUGACGCAGCUCAAGGAAGAACAUUUAUGAUCAUAGCUGUUCUGAGCAUUAUUUGUGGCUAUACAGUGGCUUUUUGGUUGAGGUUUGUUUGUGGCUCCUCAGACUGCUGUGUAUUGCUAUCCUGCGGUCGUUACAAAAGUUGGUAUAACCAGAGAAGCAGGCAGUCGGCAACAUUCAUCUCUCGAGAGGGUGUCUAACUCAGUGUUAUGGUGAGUUUGACCCUAAAUCAAUUUUACCCUGGAAUAUCCCUUUAAGACCCUGAUCUCCAAAAUGAAUGUCAAAUUUUGAUUCAUCAGACCACAGGACAGUUUUUCACUUGACCUCAGUCCAUCUUAAACAGCCUCAGGUGCAGUUUUAACCUGUAUUUGUGGAUGCCGCUAUCAACAGUUUUCAAAGACAGUGGUUUUUGGAGGUGAAUGUGAGCCCAUGCAGUGAUUUCCACUCCAGAGUCCUAAGAUCGAGUCCAACCAACAUUGUCAUUUUUAGAAAGGUUUCUCUUGAUCUUCUGGAUCUUUUAAUAUUACACACUGCAGAUGAUGACAUCUUUUGAAUCUGCAAAUUUUUCGCUCCGAAUUACUAAUCCAGAUUUACUGACCUAUUUCCUCACCCAGUCUCUCACGAAGUAGUAAACCUCUUCUCAUGUUUAUUUCUGAGACUCCGCCUCUUCUCAUAUCCAGUCAUGUUGUAAAAUAACCUAUUUUGUUGGAAAAUGUUUUAUUCAGUAUUAAACAACUUUUUUCAGAGUUUUGUUGUCCCUCUUUACUUUUUGGGGAUAUGAUACUAGCAUUAAAUGAGUUCUAACAUUUGAUAUGUUGUCAGUUAAAUAUGGCAUUUCAACGGUUUACACACCAUCAAUAUCUGUCUUAUCAGCACAGCGUCCUACACUGAUUUCUAGAGCUGAGUAUUUGAAGUGUGUAAAAAUUAACAUGACAGUGUUGACAUGACUGAAAAAGUCAUCUGGAAGAAUAUUUUCUUUGUGACUUUAAAGAGCAGAAAAAUAAGAAACAUGGUUGUAUAUUUUGUUUUUAAUAAAACUCUUGAGUUGUACAAGUCACAUCUUCAGUCAUCACAAAAUGCCACCAGGAACUGACAAACUGGUUCAUGUAUUUUUUCUGGUCAACAUGUAAUGCUAUCAUACUCAUGCAAAUGUCGUUGCAUAACAGAGAGUCCUAGGCACUUAGUGAAAAUUCUCUGGUCAUAUUUUACAGUACCUCUAUCUGGACUAUGUACAAUUAUAAAUCUAUCUGAAUUUAAAAAGGUAUAUAUACACAGUGAAGUGUUCCCUUCAGGAACAAGGGUACAGGACAGGUGCAUUUGUCCACGAACAUGCACACAGGAGCCACCAACCCCCUGCUGGGAAAACUGAGGGAGGAAAUGUUGAGCCACAGCAGGACUCUGGCUGAGAUUGUCAAAGGCUUCGGCCUGAUAAGGUGAGGUAACGGGAAAUAUUAACCCUCAUUUCAUAGUGCAAUUAAAAGAUAAGAUUAUCAUUUCAAGUCAAAAGAGAAUAAACCCAUUGAGAGAAAUAAAAAAAAAGUAAUCAGAUAAUCUAUAGGCUUCUUGCAUCCAGAUUAAAAAAGAAAAUAUUCUGCUUGAACUUCAUCGACAACAAAAACUACAGGUUUACUUUGUUAAAUGAAUGAGUAAUAACACUAUAUUUGGACAUUUUUGGAGUUUAAAAAAAAAAGGUUUUACAAAGAACCUGAUUCUUCUGAGGGCCUAAAACAGCACAAAAGAAAAGCAUAUAAAGGCUAACCCCUACAAGUCAUAAAUAAAUGUUGAAUAAAACAGCUUAUUGUCUCUGUCUUUCUUUAUAAACACACAGUUUUGGUAUAUCUGAGUAACUUGUGGGUCUCUGCGUCCCAUUCCACAAACAUAAAUAUGAUAGCUACCACACUGUAGAGCCUACCCGUACGUUAACUGAUUCAUAGGUGGUAUGGCAAAUAUACAUAUUACAGUGUUCUAUAAAAGAUUCCUUAUGACAGUGUACUCAAAUCACCUUAAAUAAAGCUAUUGCAUUGACAAAAUAUAAACUAUACAAAGAACUAAAUUAUUGACAGCAUGUCCUUUUACAAAAGAUCAUUAUUCUACAAACGCUUGUGUGAAGCUACUGAAACGAGGGGAGAGACAACAGGUAAGUGUUGACCCUGAGAAUGUGAAAAUGAUCUGAUACUCCUCUAAACCUACCAAUCAGAAUUAAGACUUGAAAAACUAAGAAGACUGGCGAACACAGUUUUGAUUAUUGUUUCGUUGUAUUGCAAACUUUCCAGACUUUUUCAUCCAGUGUGUGCGACUAUUUUUUUUUUAAGAGUUUUCACAGUUUGGCCGUUUCCACUCCAUGAGAUGUCGCUGCCGAUGGACCAUCCACGUGUCCUGACAUGCAAACACCCUGCCGCAGAACCAGCAGCUGAACUUUGUCCCUGUGUCCUUGCUGGGAGGCACAGCGUCCACCACCUCGUAUUUUUUCCUGCUCAACCUGCGAAAUCUCAUCUUUAACAGAAACCUCUCCUGUACAGAGUUUUUACCGAGCCUCACAGGAUCAUGUUGGGCGUCUGUCUGGGCGACCUCUCCGUUCAUGCCUGCGAGAGCUUUCACAGUCCUCUGGGACAGCACCACCUUCUGCACCUCUCCUCUGUACCUGUUGAUGACCUCCAUGAUUCUAGCUACCUCAGGGGUGUCAGCAUCAGGGUGGUUUAGCACCACAACAGGCUGGUCCCCAGCUGGACGCUUCACCAGCUGAGAGGGAUUUAUGGCUACUAACUUCAGGGUCCUCUCCAGGGUUUUAGGGGCCGGCUGCCACAGAUGAUGAGAGGCUGGGGAGGACUCAGGUGAAGCAGGAAGAGUGGGGCAGGAGUCUGCAGGCGUAUUUCUGUCUCUCGUCCCCUCAACGGACUGCUUCAAAGAGACAGCUGGGCUUACACAGUUUAUCUUACCUGUGAAACACAAAGUGAAAAUAACCUUUUCAAAACAGUUUUAGGAUUGAUCAUCAGUGCAAAACCUGAACUAAACAUUCAAAUAUCAGUUGAGUGAGGCAAAUUUUGAUUUCCACAGAUUCAAAAUGUAGAAAUAAAUCCAUUCACACUUUAAGUAAUGGAUCUGAUUAUGUAUUUUAUUCAAUAAUUCAUGUUUGUAGUUUUGAACGGUUUUUAAAAAUCUAAAUCUGGGUUUUCUCUUAAACUUCCUCCGCUGCCCACACCGCUCUCGCCCAAGCUCAAA
Xyrichtys novacula (pearly razorfish) is the source of this 40212-nucleotide messenger RNA. NCBI's taxonomy places the organism in Eukaryota, Metazoa, Chordata, Actinopteri, Labriformes, Labridae. The record is from the annotation of a GenBank genome assembly.